CCCGCCUUCCCUGCUCCCCGCCUUCCCUGCUCCCUCCCUCUCCGCAUCCCCGCAUUUGCGCUGCUGACGCCUUAAGCCAAGAGCUUGCGAAAUCGCCGGGGAAGCCUAGUAGGCGCUUAGUAACCACGCCCAAUCCUUUCUGGUCCUGCCCCUUCCGCUCCCUGGGGCGGGACUAGAGCUAUUUCCGCCCUGAGCCCGGAAGCGGUGUGGAGAGCGAGGUGAGGGGUGUGCCUCUGGUAUCCAACCCUUACCCGGCUCUGCCAGGAUCCUGAGACCCCUACCCAUCCCCAGAUCCCAUCUCCAGCUGCAAAUCACUGCAGAUUCAAACCCAGGACCGGACCAGGUUUGCCUGCCGUUCUGUCGCCUCCUGGGACAGAUCAGGGUCCAGGCGAGGGUUUUGCGCGACCUUGCCUCUUCCUUCCCACCCGUCCUCCCGGCUCCUUCGCCGCUCCAGCCAUGGCACAGAAACCCAAGGUAGACCCCCACGUCGGGCGGCUAGGGUACCUGCAGGCGCUGGUCAAUGAGUUCCAGGAGACCGAGAGCCAAGAUGCCAAGGAACAAGUCCUCGCCAACCUCGCCAACUUCGCCUAUGACCCGGGCAACUACGAGUAUCUGCGGCAGCUGCAAGUCCUAGACCUAUUCCUCGAUUCGCUGUCAGAAGAGAACGAAACGCUAGUGAAAUUUGCUAUUGGGGGCCUCUGCAACCUGUCCCCGGACAAGGCCAACAAGGAGCACAUUCUGCAGGCUGGAGGCAUCCCGCUCAUCACCAACUGCCUGUCCAGUCCCAACGAGGAGACAGUGUUAUCUGCAGUCACUACACUCAUGUACCUAAGCUCACCCGGCACGGGCUCCCAUCCCGAGCUCACCUCCUUGCCCGUGGUCCAGUGCAUGCUGCGUUUUUCUCUCUCAGCCAACAUACGGCUCCGGAACCUGGCCCAGAUCUUCCUGGAGGACUUCUGCUCCCCAAGCCAGGUGGCUGAGGCGCAGAGCCAACAGGCCCAUUCGGCCCUGGGUAUCCCACUGCCAAAGAGCGAGGCCCCACAGCAGCCCUGAUCCAAGAAGACCCCGGGGCUCUGCCACUGUCUGCCCGAGACCAGUCCUUGUAUAGGAAGCAGAGACCAAUAGCCGUCCAUCCUGCCCACGUGAUGCCUGUUCGGCUGUAUGAGAGGUAGCAUCUCUGAGCAUGACGGGUGUUUAUGCUAGGAAAACCAGUAGGGAGGAAUGAAGGAGCCAGACCUGAGAUGCUUAGAGGAGAGAAACAGCUGGUGUGACUCUCAUGGGCUGGUGCUCCCAACAGUGCCGACAGAAGACCAGCUCGGUGCCCCAGGCCCAGCCAACACGCUCCUAUAAAAGCUUUGCACAGUGGUGCUCAAGAAGAGCUGCUAGAACCAGGACUCGGGAGAGUGGCCGGUAGCACGAGUGCCCAGAGGAACUUUGAUGGCUAGAGAUCAGCUGGCCUUAUCCGCUGGGAGGGUGCUGUGGGGUAACCCCUCCAGUACUGAGGCUGGGCAUUUGGGCACAGUAGACAGUGACUUGGGUAGCUCUGCAGCCCAGAAACAACUGUCCACACAGCCCUGCCUUCUGCUAAGCACCAAGUGGGGAACACAGAUGAGGUCUCUGCCCUUGGGUGUCACACCUCAGUGACUGUUAACCAUGUGGCCAUAGGGCAUUAGGAGCAAGGCCCUCUAGGAGUUAAGAGCAGAGUAAAGACAGGACAGCAAAGUGUCCCUUUAGAGAGGCCCUACAUAGGGUCCUGGGACACAGAUGGAAAGACAGUGACUUCAGCUCCUUUUGUACCAGGUUGCGGACCCCUUGUGUACCAACUGCCAACUGAGGCAUCCCUGUCCCUUCAAAAACGCUGCUCUGCCCCCUCUGCAUGUGACCGGAUCUUCUGACGCUGGAGUGGGAGCCCUGCAUAU
Chionomys nivalis (European snow vole) is the source of this 1919-nucleotide messenger RNA. It is a transcript of the gene Armc7, whose product is annotated as armadillo repeat containing 7. Gene Ontology annotation, molecular function: protein binding. The transcript has 3 exons. The record is from RefSeq and is a predicted model, not a curated record. NCBI's taxonomy places the organism in Eukaryota, Metazoa, Chordata, Mammalia, Rodentia, Cricetidae. The coding region runs from base 457 to 1053 and encodes 198 amino acids.